GGUGGGGCCGUGGUGGUCCGGGGCAGGAUGCUGGGGAGGCUGCUGGGGCACAGCGCUGGGCUGUGGCAGCGGGUGGCUCAACUGGUCCUGUGCCCCACCAGAAGUGCUGGCAGCAGAGCAAAGAACGCCCAGGACAUGGCUUUGCAGAUGGCUGAUCCAGGUAAAGAAACUUUCAGGAAUGAGAGAAGGCCUACAAGUUUUGAUAAAAAGGUGCUAGUAUGGUCAGGAUGCUUUAAAAAGGAGGAGGACAUUCCCAGGCACAUAUCGUCUGAGGUCCUUGACACUGCAAGGAACAUUGCCAGGAUUAAGGUUUGCUACAUCAUGAUUGUACUGACUGUGCUGGGCUGUGUGGCCAUAAUCAUCACAGGCAAAGAAGCUGCGAAGAAGCAUCAGACUCUGCUGAGGGUGAAUGCAGAAAAGAAGGCCAAAUGGAGGGCUGCAGUGGAGAAAGGUCAGGAGGCAGCUGCCGGGAAGUCACAAUGAUUUGGAACAGAAGAUAAGUGAUUUGCUCACGUGGCAUAUGGAUCUGUCUUCCUUUAACUCUUAAGAGCUUUUUCACUGAAAUUCUCAGAGCAAAGAGAAUUGCUUAAAAACUGCUCUGUCCAAACUGGGAACCCCCUAUGGAAACUAACUGCUUUUUGUGGCUUCUGGUUUUGGCACCAGGCCCAGCUCAUAUACAAAAAUAUCUUUUAAACUGCAAAGUGUGGAAAGGACAAAUGUAGGACUCCCCAGCUCAGGAUCAGUUUUUUAUGGUGCUGUUUGUGCUCAAGUCUCCUCAGUCAGGAAUAAAAUGGCCCUACAUCAAGGAGCAACACGUUCUGUGCAAGGCCUCCAGGGUAAACCACCUUGGCCAAAGUGACCCAGAGCAGGGGGAAAAGCAAUCUGAAAUAUCUUUUGCAACUAAAAACCUGUCAGUUAUCUCUCUGUCUCAAUAAUCUUUGAGCCUGCUGCCAUCACUGUCCCCUCUCCCUUCUUGGAGAUGGGAAAUCCCAGCAUUUCUUGGGAUGCUGUGGCCAGGGGAGAGGGAGCACAUGAGCAUGAAGAGGGUCUGCGAAGAUGGAGGAGUGUGAACAGACCCUGAUGACUGAUUUGGGCCAAAAGGGGCUUUGGGCCAGAGGAGAUGGUGGUGGUGUGGAGUGGUUCCUGUGGGGCAGCCCAGAGAAUCCAUGCCUGCUGUAGGGAGCCUGGAGACAUCUCUUGUCCUGUAGCACCUCACUGGUUUUCCCUUUCAUCUUCUGCUUCCAUUGUCAUUAAAGUUGUCUAGCACUUGCUUAGCUGUGAUUUUAGUCCAGAGUAAUUGUUAAUACAUGGUUUGCUAAAACUGGAUUCUUUUUAAUCAUCAUAGUUCAUUAACUCAUAAUAAAACAGCUGUCCAAUUACAUCUAAAACAAACGCAUAUCUUCACAGCUUCAUUUAGAGUGUCACCAAACUCCCUGGGAUGAUGCUUAACAGAUGGGAGAAGUCCUAAUGAAAUACUGAAAAUUACAUUUUCACAAAGUGACUUUACUUCAAGACAGGCCCCAGCUCAUGCCUGUGGGUGCUGAUGCUCUGAUUUCCCAAGUGUCACAUGAAACCCCUCAAGACCUGUUGUGCUGGCUGGUGGAGCUGGAUGUGCUGCAUGGAGUCCCAAGGAAAACAGCAUGGUAAAACCCAGCCAGUGUGACCCCAGCUGCUACAGGAGAUGCUGUAGCCAUGCUCAGCCUUGGGGCAAUGUCCUGAGCAUCACGCUGGCACUUGGCCUUUCCAAGGUUUAUUACUUGGAGCAGUCAC
Taeniopygia guttata (zebra finch) is the source of this 1770-nucleotide messenger RNA. RefSeq names its product protein FAM162A. Gene Ontology annotation, biological process: cellular response to hypoxia; positive regulation of release of cytochrome c from mitochondria; neuron apoptotic process. The record is from RefSeq and is a predicted model, not a curated record. Lineage: Eukaryota; Metazoa; Chordata; Aves; Passeriformes; Estrildidae. Gene Ontology annotation, cellular component: mitochondrion.